Messenger RNA from Dentiscutata erythropus, 2067 nucleotides. The record is from the annotation of a GenBank genome assembly. NCBI's taxonomy places the organism in Eukaryota, Fungi, Glomeromycota, Glomeromycetes, Diversisporales, Gigasporaceae.
AUGAACUCACGUUCUGAUAGUAACCUAUCAAUUAAAGACUCGACAUACGUUGUUUCAACUGUCGUAAAAAAUAUAAUGACAGAUUUUCGAAUUUCGAAGCCAAACUUCUUUUCCACACCAAAGAAAGGAGAGAACUAUGAAUUACGAGCAGACCUAAAUAGUGAAUACCGUGACCGAAGAAAAGAUGCUAUUAAAAAAGUCAUUGCAAAUAUGACUGUUGGAAAAGAUGUUUCAGGUUUAUUUCCUGACGUCUUGAAAAAUAUGCAAACGGACGAUUUAGAACAAAAGAAAUUAGUAUACUUAUAUUUAAUGAACUAUGCAAAGACACAACCUGAAUUAGUAAUUUUAGCAGUCAAUACUUUUGUAAAGGAUACGGAUGAUAGUAACCCAUUGAUUCGUGCGCUUGCCAUUCGAACGAUGGGGUGUAUCCGUGUUGAAAAAAUUAUUGAUUAUCUUUGUGAACCCUUGAGGAAGUGUCUAAGAGAUGAGAACCCUUAUGUUCGAAAAACUGCUGCAUUAUGUGUUGCGAAAUUAUAUGAAUUAAAUCCUAACUUAGCAACUGAUAAUGGAUUUGUUUCAGUUGUGCAAGAUAUGGUAUCGGAUGCUAAUCCGAUGGUGGUUGCAAAUGCUAUUACAGCACUGCAAGAAAUAAAUGAAUCUUCCAUCACCAAAGAUGUUUUUAUAAUCAAUGGGCCAACACUUACAAAAUUAUUGGUGGCACUUAAUGAAUGUACAGAGUGGGGUCGGAUAGCUAUUCUUACUGCAUUGGCUGAAUAUAAACCAGCAGACUCUAAAGAAGCUGAACAUAUUGUUGAACGGGUUGUUCCACAAUUUCAGCAUGUAAACGGAAGUGUAGUAUUGUCCGCAAUUAAGGUAAUAAUGAUUUAUAUGAGAACAAUAAAUAAUGAUGAAGCAAUACGGCAAUUAGUUAGAAAAAUGGCCCCUCCUCUUGUUACUUUAUUGGCAUCUGCUCCUGAAGUUCAAUAUGUUGCCCUAAGAAAUAUCAACAUUAUACUACAAAAACGUCCAGAGAUUUUAGCAAAUGAAAUGCGUGUCUUCUUUUGCAAAUAUAAUGAUCCACCAUAUGUCAAACUUGAAAAACUUGAAAUUAUGAUCAAAUUAGCUAAUGAUAGAAAUAUAGACCAAUUAUUAUCGGAAUUAAAAGAAUAUGCUUCUGAAGUUGACGUCGAUUUUGUAAGAAAAUCUGUUCGAGCAAUUGGACAAUGUGCCAUCAAGAUUAGCGAAUCUUCGGAAAGAUGUGUUAAUGUAUUUUCAGGAAGCAAUUGUCGUUAUCAAGGAAUUAUCCCAACAUUAUGUCAAAAUUUGGAUGCAUUAGAUGAACCAGAAGCCAAGGCUUCUUUAAUUUGGAUUAUUGGUGAAUAUGCUGAAAGAAUUGAAAAUGCUGAUGAAUUAAUUAUUACAUUUUUGGAAACAUUCCGUGAUGAAAAUUUUCAGGUUCAAUUACAAUUGAUUACCACAGGCGUCAAACUUUUCCUCAAAAAACCACAAUUAACACAAACCAUCGUACAACGUGUUCUACAAACCGCUACAACCGAAUGUGAUAAUCCUGAUAUUCGUGAUCGUGCAUAUAUUUAUUGGAGAUUAUUAUCAACAGAUCCACAGGCUGCCAAGGCUGUUGUUCUGUCAGAUAAACCUCCGAUAUCCGUUCAAAGUAAUACGAUUUCUAGUUCUUUACUUGAAGAAUUGAUUAGUAAUAUUUCGACUCUUGCCAGCGUAUAUCAUAAACCUCCUGAAACGUUCCUAGGGAAAGGUCGCUUUGGCGCUGAUGCUGUUCAACGACGGGCUAUCGAGGAACAAGAAGAGGCUUCCCGAGAGUCACCGAUCCAGGCUCAAACUAAAACAAAUAUUGAGAAUCUAUUGGAUCUAGAUUUUAGUGAUACUAACACUGUUGUUUCAACUACAACAUCUCCUCCGUCAUCUUCCAAGUCUUUCACGCCAAAUGCCAAUGUGGACGAUUUAUUGGACUUGUUUAAUGACAAUAGCAUAUCUACGCAAUCUACUUCUAAUAAUAAUGGUAAUCAAAAUAAUAGUGUGUCAAAUGAUUUG